Morus notabilis is the source of this 3132-nucleotide messenger RNA. RefSeq names its product probable RNA-dependent RNA polymerase 1. Gene Ontology annotation, cellular component: nuclear RNA-directed RNA polymerase complex. Lineage: Eukaryota; Viridiplantae; Streptophyta; Magnoliopsida; Rosales; Moraceae. The record is from RefSeq and is a predicted model, not a curated record. Gene Ontology annotation, molecular function: RNA-directed RNA polymerase activity. Gene Ontology annotation, biological process: siRNA processing.
AUGGUGACACCUGGGCCCGUAUGGAGCAUUUCUAUCACUUCCGGACGAACUACUGCCACCGCUUGUCAUUUCCCCAGCCGUUUGUCCCUGGUUGCGGUUUCUCCUACCACUCCGUUGUGGUCCACCCGAAACGGAAGGUCUACUAGAGACAGAGACUUAUCCCGUUACUUCUUUGCUUUGGUGAUAGGUCAAGUUAUCCUGUUCCACCCGUGUAGCAGCAGCUACCAAAUCCUGGAAGUUUCGAAGUCUCAGAGCCACCAAGGAUCUCCUCACAGAGUUCUUGAGGCCCUUCUCAAACUUAAGUUUCUCGGAGCCCCUCAGAUUUUUCAAAAACAAGUCUCUGUUAUGAACUACUUUAAGGAAGUUCCUGAUAAGUGCUGGGAGAGGGAUGUUGAUUUCACUCCAGCUUGUUGCAUUGGGCAAUCUUCUGCUCUCUGCUUGGAGAUUCCAAACUGGCGCCAACUUCCAAACUUGCGCGAUUGUUUCGUCUACUACAAAGAAGAUGAAGGUCAAUUCUCUCUACAGCAAGGUUCUCCUUUCUCUUCUAGUUCAGACCUUGUUCCCACAGUGGUUCCUUCUCAAGGAAUCAACUUGCCAUACAAAAUCCUGUUCAAAGUAAAUUCCUUGGUUCAGCAUGGAUGUCUUCCGGCUAAAGCACUUGAUCUCAAGUUUUUCCGGUUAGUCGAUCCGAGUAGAAUUCAGCUUGAAUACAUAGAGUCUGCUCUUGAAAAACUGCAUCACUUAAAAGAUUGCUGCUACAAUCCACUGAGAUGGCUUAAGAAGCAAUAUAUAAAGUACAACAGAAGUGGGCAGAUUCCAAAACUGCGCACAAUUACUUUAGAUGACGGCUUGGUGUAUGUACACCGUGUUCAGGUAACACCAACAAAAGUAUACUUUUGUGGCCCUGAGAUCAAUCUCUCCAACCGCGUCUUGCGCAACUACCACGAGGAUAUCAACAAUUUUCUUCGCGUUUCUUUUGUUGAUGAGGACUUGGAUAAGUUAUCUUCAACGGAUUUAUCCGCACACGGAAGUUCUGAGAAUGGAAAAAGGCGAACGAGACUCUAUGACAGGAUACUUUCUACUCUAAGAAAUGGCAUACUCAUUGGCGACAAGAAGUUCGAGUUUCUUGCGUUUUCAUCGAGUCAGUUGCGAGAGGGUUCAGCUUGGAUGUUUGCUUCAAGAGACGGACUUACCGCAGCAGAUAUUAGGAAAUGGAUGGGUGAUUUUCGUUGCAUUAAAAAUGUGGCAAAAUAUGCUGCCAGGCUAGGUCAAUCUUUUGGCUCUUCCCACGAAACUUUUAGAGUUGGUAGGCAUGAAGUUGAGUUAAUUCCUGACAUACAAGUUGAAAGAGAUGGAAAAAAUUAUUGUUUCUCUGAUGGAAUUGGCAAAAUAUCCGAAGACUUUGCGAGAGAAGUGGCCAAAAAAUGUGGUCUAAACAGGUUUACUCCAUCAGCCUUUCAAAUUCGCUAUGGUGGCUAUAAAGGUGUUGUGGCUGUUGAUCCCACAUCUUCAAUGAAGCUGUCAUUGAGAAAAAGCAUGUGCAAGUACGAGUCAAAGAACAACAAGCUAGAUGUUUUGGCAUGGAGCAAGUACCAGCCAUGCUUCUUGAACCGCCAAUUGAUCACUCUGCUGUCAACUCUUGGAGUCAGUGAUCACGUUUUUGAAAAGAAGCAAAAGGAGACCGUGAAUCGCCUGGAGUCCAUCUUAACUGAUUCUUUAAGAGCACAAGAUGAACUGAAGAUGAUGUUCCCUGGAGAGAUCACAAACACUCUAAAAGAGAUGCUUAUGUGUGGUUACGAGCCAAAUGAGGAGCCAUUUCUUGCAAUGAUGCUGCAAACAUUGCGUGCAUCGAAGCUGCUGGAAUUGCGGACAAAAACAAGGAUACAUGUUCCCAACGGAAGAGCUAUGAUGGGAUGCUUAGAUGAAACUGGGACACUUGAAUACGGUCAAGUGUUUGUGCAGUGUUCUCGUCCCCAACUCUUUGAUAAUUCCUCUUUAGUCUUCAACAUCAGCAGUUCAAGCCCAGACACGUUUGUUGUUAAGGGAAAGACGGUUGUUGCUAAAAAUCCUUGUCUACAUCCAGGAGAUGUGCGAGUCCUCAAGGCAAUGGAUGUGCCGGAGUUGCACCACAUGGUGGAUUGCGUCGUUUUUCCACAGAAGGGAAAGAUGCCUCAUACCGAUGAAUGUUCUGGGAGUGACUUGGAUGGAGACACUUACUUCGUCUGUUGGGACCAAGAGCUCAUUCCUCGUCGGCGAGCUGAUGCCAUGGACUAUACGUCGGCAAAAACUAUAGAAGUAGAUCAUGAGGUUACAAUGGAGGAAAUUAUGGAGUACUUUGCAGACUAUCUAGUUGACGAUAACUUGGGAAUUAUUUCGAAUGCGCAUACUGUUUUUGCAGACAAAGAGCCGAAAAAGGCCAGGAGCAAAGAAUGUAUUGAGCUAGCAAAGCUAUCCUCAAUUGCCGUGGAUUAUCCAAAAACAGGUGUGGCCGCAAUAAUCCCAGGUCAUCUGCGUGCAAAAGAGUACCCGGACUUCAUGGAAAAGACUGACGGGUUUGGGGUUUGGGGUUUAGGGUUUGAGGGUUUACAGUUCACGGUUCAGGGUUCUGGGUUCUGGGUUAAGGGCGGGGCUCAGGGCUCAGGGCUCGGGGUUCGGGGUUCAGUGUUCGGUGUUCGCGGCAAUGUCCUCAAAAAGUCGAGGUAUUUUGACAAGAAAAGAGACUUGGAAUCAACAAAUUAUGCAGUAAAGGCACUGAUCAAAGAAGCUAGGACUUGGUUCAACAAUCAGGGAGAUGAAGCAGCGAAUGGAGGUGAUGAUGCAUACGCAAAGAAAGCGUCUGCUUGGUACCAUGUUACUUAUCAUCCUCAUUACUGGGGCCGCUACAAUAAGGACAUGGGCAGAGACCAUUUCCUAAGCUUCGCUUGGAGUGUCUACGACAGACUUGUCAUGAUCAAGAGGGACAAUGCAAGCAUGAAAAGAUCUUUGCGCAUUUCAUCAUUGGUGAAAGAGUUCAACUCUGGACAUUAUUUUUCCAGUGAAGUUUGAUGUCUUCAGUCUUUGAAAACCAUUCUAAUGAGCACCUCUGCUCUUGCUAAGUAAGUUUACAGUGCUAGUUUGAGAUUGUAAUAUAGU